Chrysemys picta bellii (western painted turtle) is the source of this 3633-nucleotide messenger RNA. RefSeq names its product adaptor related protein complex 5 subunit zeta 1 (gene AP5Z1). Gene Ontology annotation, cellular component: AP-5 adaptor complex. The record is from RefSeq and is a predicted model, not a curated record. Lineage: Eukaryota; Metazoa; Chordata; Testudines; Emydidae.
CUGCUCCCGGAACUGUUCGUGCGGGGGCAGCCGCGUUCCCCACGAGCCCCCAUCUGGCACGUUCCCGCCUGCCGGAAGUGGCCGGGGCGGGAGCGGAAACAAUGUGGCUCCUUCCUCCGCUGCCCUAAAGCCCUAUUAUGCCCCUAGACUAACAGCGGCGGGAUGUUCACGCCGGGGGCGGAAAACUUCCUGCGGCAGGCCAGGGAGAUCCAGGAUGAAGAACUGAGAAAGUUUAGUUCCCGAAUCACAAGCCUUCUCCAGAAUCAUGACCUGGGAAAUGAUACCAUUGACUGUUUGCAGAGACUUUUCCUUAUUGUUUCAGCCACAAAAUAUGGCCGGAAGUUGGAUGGCAAAUUUGUAGAGCUGUUGCAGAAAGUACUGUGUCUGCCCAAGUGUCCUGAGCAGAUUCAGGCUCUAUGUGCUGCCAUCUUGAGAGAGAUGUCACCCAGCAAUGAUCUGAUCCUAUCCUGCGAUGAAAUCCAGGAUGCAAAGCUCUUGAGUCUAGUGUCCUCCAUCCUCUUGGCUCAGGGAAAUAAAAAGGCUGAGGUGUUAGCAGUGGGGCAGCGUGUUGUAAAAGUCCUGGAAGGGCGACUGCCUGAGGGUCACAGUUCACGGCACCUUCUUCCUCUACUCUCCAAGAUCAUCAGUCUAUCGCCAGCAAGCCUAACUGAAGAUCAGACCAAUCUGGUCAAUAAAAGGAUGGUGGACUGGCUGAGAUACGCAAGUGUUCAGCAAGGAGUUGCACAGCCCUCUGGAGGCUUCUUCUCCAAUCCCAGGGCAAGGCAGCCUGGCCCUGUCACAGAGGUGGAUGGUGCAGUUGCCACAGACUUCUUCACAGUGCUCUCAGUUGGUCAAUAUUACACAGAGGACCAGUGGCUCAACAUGCAGGCCUUUUCCAUGCUGCGCAAGUGGCUGCUGUGCUAUGGGAGCGAGGGGGCAAACAGCCCUAAUUCAGAUGACAAAUCUGAGGUAGAUGGGUCUAUCAUGUCCAUGGUCUCUGCUACCUCCACCUCCAGUCGCCUGCUUCCUCCAAAGGAGCGUCUAAGAGAGAAGGCUUUUGAAUACUGCCAGCGGCUUAUCGAGCAAAGCAACCGGCGGGCCCUGAAGAAACCAGAUGGGGACCUGCAAAAAGCUUGUCUCAUCGAGGCUGUCACUAUCAUGGAUAUUAUCUGCAGGCAGGACUCCUCCUAUGUGUACCGGACGCUCUCCUGCCUGAAGAUCUUGCAUGGCAGAAUCAGUGGGGACCUUGCUUAUGCCAGGGCACUGCUGCCCAUUGCUCAGUUCUUCCUGAACCACAGUGAGACAGCAGCGGUGGAUUCAGAGGCAGUUUACAAGCACUUGUUCACCAGGAUUCCUGCUCAGCUCUUCCACAGCCCAAUGCUGGCCUUUGAGUUUAUCCAGUUCUGCAGGGACAACGUCCAAUUCUUCACAGAGAACCUCAGCAUCUUCAGACGGAGCUUCCCAAACCUCUUCAAGCUCCUAGCAUGGAAUAGCCCAGCCUUGAUCUCUGAGUUCAUGGACCUUCUGCCAGCUCUGCUUGGUGCAGACACAGCCAUCGAGAUCUUUCACUUGCUGCUUGACCUGCCGUGUUUGGUGGCUGCUCUGGACAUCCAGCUGAGAGCUGCCUCUGCUCCCAUCUCGGAGAGAGCCACCUGGGAUCCUGCUGCCAAGCCAGCCAGCUGCCUGGAGGCCUUCCGCCACCCGCUCUACAGAAGCACCUUUCAGUAUCUCCUCCGGACUGAGACCGCCCCCAGAGACUCCCCUGAGCGGUUGGCUCCCCUUCGCCAGCUGCUGGGGUCCAUGGCCAGCUGUCCCCGGGUUGUGCAGUGUGCAGACACCAUCCCUGUCUUACUGCAGCUCUACUUCGGUGUGGUGGCAGAGUUUGCAGACGGGCCCCUGAUAAACCAGCUGGUGUUGGUGCUGCUGGAGAGGAGUGAGCAGCUCUACGAGAUCCCGGCGUUUAAGGCCGAUGUCCAUAGGGUGCUGAGCUCCCAGCUGGUGCUUCUGUGUAAGCUGCACCCCUCCCUGGUAGUGGAACUGUCCAAGGAGCUUCUGGAGUUUUCAGGAACUGUCAGCAACAUCCGGAACAAAGAGGAUAUCUUCACCUACGUGGUCUGGGCUAUUGGAGAGUACAUGUCUGUCUCAUACGACAAAAGGUGCACCGUGGAGCAGAUCAACAAGUUCUUCGAAGCCCUGGAGGCCAUGCUGUUUGAAAUCACGCAACUCCGGCCCUCGGCCAGCAUCCCCAAGUAUUCGCCACGUGUCAUCACGGUUCUCAUGACGACGCUGACCAAACUGGCAUCACGCAGCCAAGAUUUGAUCCCUAGGAUGUCCCUGUUCCUGUCCAAGAUGAGAGCAUUUGUUCAGAGCCCGGCCAUGGCCUCGGUGUACAGCGAGGAAGACAAUGAGGAGAUCCUGACCCGGGCCGCUGAGCUGAUGAACCUGUUGAAAAUGCCCAGCGUGGCUCAGUUUGUGCUGACGCCAUCAGCGGAGGUUGCCAGCCCACGGUUUCACCGAGACACUAACGUGUCCCUGCCUCUCGCCAUGAAGACGGCCAGCCGGCUGUUAGAAAGGGGGACUGGCUUCGUGCCAGGGUGAGGUGAUGGCAGGUCUGAGUGUACACUGCAGAGCUCUGAUUGACGAGACAUGGCUGGCUCUGUGCUGUAUUUUGACUAACCUGCUGCUGCUGACUCUGCUAAACGGAACAUGGGGAAGGUGGAGGGAUGAGGCUGUGCUCCAAGCUGCACCUUCCUGGAAAUGGGCAAUAAAGGACGGCAAAGAGGAAUAACCAGAGCCAACAGUUUCUGUCUUCGAGCCUGACCAUGUGGUUUGUGUCUUUCCUCUCGUGGGUGGCUGUUCUGCCCUCGGCCCCUGCAGCAGGAAGUGUUUCCACUGACUCUUCUCGAUGUUCCUGCAGUGGGACUCGGGUCCUGGCCCGCCCGGGGAGAUCAGUGACAUCACCCCCAUGAGACAGGAGCAGCUCACUCACUCAGCAUGCACCCCAGACAGACAAACCCAGGGAUACAGGGGAAGGGCGCUGGCUAAUGUAUGUGAUUUGGGGUUUGCUGGAGGGGCCCAGCCUGCUUCCCUUCGCAGCUCAUGGCAGCAGCCAAAGGAGCUCUGGCCUGGAAGAUUCUGAAAAUCCAGAGGGCCGACUCCACAGCAAGUCCCUUGAGGGGCACUUUGCCCUGUCCUACCGCUCAGCCAUUACGUGUCGUCUUUUCCUUCUCCUUUGCUCUGACUGCAUUGUGACUCCUCCUGCUGUUCCUACCCCACCUGCUCUGCUCGUAACAGGUGCUUAGAGCAAGACGGCAAGUCCUGUGGCCAGGAAAUGGUGUGACGCGUAGGCAGCUUGUGGGAAUGAUUUAGGUAAGCGAGGGUCUGCCCCCGUUCCCUUUUUGUUCUAAAGUUAAAUUGAACCUGGCAAGGCCUAAACAGGCUCCAAACCACUGCCACCAGAAUGGAGCUUAGGGAGGUUUUAUUGGAUCCAGUUUAUUUUUCACACCAAGAACAACUCCUUGACCAUAGCAGCCCUGUAACCGGGGGGGCACUGAUCUUCGUUCCAGGUCUGCACUAGAACUAUAUACAUUGUAGAGUUGUACAGUAUUAACAAGAAUGGGGGAGUGGUCAUGC